CUGGUACACCCAACCAGUGAACAUUACAUAACAGUUCACAAUGGCUGACAUGGAGAAGAAACCCUACAACCCAGACGGUUAUGAGAAGGAAGCAGCUCCCCUCGCUGAGAGUGGGGAGUACGAUGGCGCACCAGGAGCCGUAGGCGGUGGUGGGCUUAAACGCCAGCUCAAGAACAGGCAUAUUGCAAUGAUCAGUAUCGGUGGUGUCAUCGGCACAGGUCUUUUCCUUGGUACCGCUGGUUCCCUUGCUUCUGGAGGCCCCGUCGGUCUCCUCCUCGGAUACGUCGUUGUUGGCACUAUCACAUACUCGGUCAUGAUCUGUCUCGGUGAGAUGAUUGCGUACCUGCCCGUUCCGGGUGGGCACAUCAUGCUGGCUGAGCGCUUUGUGGACUCUGCGAUGAGUUUUACUAUGGGCUGGAAUUAUUGGUACAACUGGGUUAUUAUCCUACCAGCAGAGUUAUCAGCCGCGGCCGUCUUGAUCAACUAUUGGACAACUGCUGUCAACAACGCCGUAUGGGUCACUAUAUGCCUUAUCGUUGUCUUCACCAUUAACAUGUUUGGUGCGGGGGUGUACGGCGAGUGCGAGUUCUGGUUCGCCUCAAUCAAGGUGCUCACUAUCUCCGGCCUGAUUAUCCUCGGUCUCGUUCUCGAUCUUGGCGGUGGACCGAACCAUGAUCGUCUUGGCUUCCGUUACUGGAAGAACCCUGGUCCCUUCAAUCAGUAUGCCAACAUCCCUGGGGCCGAGGGCCGCUUCCUCGCCUGGUGGUCGGUCAUGACCCAAGCUGCCUUCUCCUUCAUCGGCACUGAGAUUGUCGCCAUCGCCGCUGGCGAGGCAAAGAACCCGCGCAAGAACCUGCCAAAGGCCAUCCGCCGUGUCUACAUCCGUAUUCUGCUCUUCUAUAUCCUCGGCACGUUCUUCAUCGGUCUUCUCGUGCCUUACACCAACCCGGACCUCAACCUUGCCACUUCAAACGCCGCAAAAUCUCCCUUCGUCAUUGCCAUCAAGACCGCCGGUAUCAACGGGCUGCCAUCGCUGAUCAAUGCCUGCCUGUUGACAUCCGCCUGGUCCGCCGCAAGUUCCGAUCUCUUCACUUCUUCUCGCGCGCUGUACGGUCUCGCCCUCGCCGGCAAUGCGCCCCGCAUCUUUGCACGCACGACUCGUGGUGGUCUGCCGUACGUCUCGAUUAUCUUUUGCGUGCUCUUCGGUCUCCUCGCCUUCAUGGCCAUUUCGACCAACGCCGGCAAGGUCUUCGGCUGGUUCGCAAACAUGACGUCCAUUGCGGGGCUGAUGACCUGGUUCGGUAUCUCCGUCACUUACAUCCGAUUCUACGCCGGGAUGAAGGCGCAGGGCAUUGACCGCAAGACGCUGCCUUACCGUGGUUGGCUCCAGCCAUACCUCGGCUGGUACGUCGCCAUCUCCACGAUCGUGAUCUGCUUCUUCUCCGGCUGGUCCGUCUUCCUCACAGGUCAAUGGUCCACCGCCAACUUCGUCACCAACUACCUCCCGCUCAUGCUCUUCCCCGUCCUCUACGUUGGUGCAAAGAUCUACAUGCGCUGCCCGACCCGGCGUGCGAGCGAGAUGGACUUCUACACCGGGCUGGACGAGAUCCUCGCUGACUGCUACGACGAGCCCCCGCCCAAGAACUGGCUCGAGCGUUUCUGGGCGUGGCUCAUGUAAUCUCUGGGUACGAAAAGAACGACCCGAACGCUCAACAUACCUGUACCCCCCCUGUCUCUCAUCUCCGUAUGUAGUCUACCUGGCCAGUUGUGGCCGUGCCGUUUGUGGAGCCCCUCGCUAGAGCGGUCGUCGUUUGGUUUGGUGGGGCGCGAGGGUGAUAGAUGAUCUGAUUUUUCUUUUUCAUCUGAUCUCUGGAAGUUUUGUACUAUCUUUUGCCACGAUUGCAAGAUAAUAAUGAACGGAAUGACG
Molecule: messenger RNA, 1927 nt
Organism: Dacryopinax primogenitus
Lineage: Eukaryota; Fungi; Basidiomycota; Dacrymycetes; Dacrymycetales; Dacrymycetaceae
Product: amino acid permease
Exons: 5
Coding region: 41-1678 (545 amino acids)
Biological process (GO): amino acid transmembrane transport
Cellular component (GO): membrane
Molecular function (GO): amino acid transmembrane transporter activity
Source: RefSeq, a predicted model, not a curated record